AUGAUAUCCAAAAUGUUAGUAGCUCUGAUCAUUUCUCUCAUCAACCUAGCCCUAAUCCAUCACUCAAGUGCCCAAAACACUCCACAAGACUACCUCGAUGCUCAUAACGCAGCUCGUAGAGCCGUAGGCGCCGGACUCGUACCGAUGACAUGGGACAAUACCGUUGCUGCUUAUGCUCAAAAUUAUGCAAAUCAACGCAUCAACGAUUGUGCACUUAUGCAUUCCAGAGGGGGUUACGGUGAGAACAUAGCAUGGGGCAGCGGCGACCUUUCGGGCACGUCCGCCGUGAAGUUGUGGGUCGAUGAGAAGGCUUUCUAUGACUAUAAUACGAACUCUUGUGCAGGCGGGCAGUGCGGUCACUACACUCAGGUGGUUUGGCGUAAGUCGGUUCGAUUAGGGUGUGCUAGGGUUAAGUGUAGAAAUGGUGGAACUUUCAUUACCUGCAACUAUGAUCCUCCAGGCAACUUUGUUGGACAGAAACCUUAUUAAAAUGUUUGAUCAUGUGUGUUACAUUUGGAUUUAUAAUAUCUAUGUAUAAGCCAUUAAAAACUUGAGGUUUCUAUACAAAAAUUCUCAAGUUUUAAUUGGAGGGUUUUGGAAAGAAUAAUUAAGAAGAGUGAAAUAAUAAAAUAAUUGUAUUGUA
This is a messenger RNA of Mercurialis annua (annual mercury), 643 nucleotides long. Its product is annotated as basic form of pathogenesis-related protein 1-like. The record is from RefSeq and is a predicted model, not a curated record. The transcript has a single exon. Gene Ontology annotation, cellular component: extracellular region. NCBI's taxonomy places the organism in Eukaryota, Viridiplantae, Streptophyta, Magnoliopsida, Malpighiales, Euphorbiaceae. The coding region runs from base 1 to 489 and encodes 162 amino acids.